Molecule: messenger RNA, 574 nt
Organism: Cuscuta europaea
Lineage: Eukaryota; Viridiplantae; Streptophyta; Magnoliopsida; Solanales; Convolvulaceae
Source: the annotation of a GenBank genome assembly
UCAUCUUCUUCUAUCUUCUGAGCUAUAACUUCCCAGUUCCCUCCGUCGCUCAAAAACUCAGGAUUUAUGCUCCCGAAAGCUGAUUGGUAAAGGUGGAUUUCAUAACGAUCUCUAUUACCUAGAGUUACCUAGAAGUGAAGGGAUUGCAAUGACAGUUACUCUCGAUUCUGAUUUAUGGCACCGACGUCUCAGACAUGCUUCAAAUGGAAAGUUACAACAUAUUUCAUUUCUCAAGGGCUUGCAACAGAAAAAUAUCUUUUGUGAUCCCUGCUUACGGGCUAAACAAACUCGUCUACCUUUCCCCAACAGUACAAACAUGAGCAAUGAAGAAGAAAGUUUUCCAAAUGACGAUGAAGAUGUUCAAGAUGACUAUGGCCAAACACCACCCACUUCUACUCAUGACGAUGAUGAUGAUGAUCAAGGCAAUGAAGGUCGUAGAGAUGAUUUAGUUCUUAAUGAUUUUUGAGAACUUAGUAGUUUGAUCUUUAUGCUGCUUAUUUGAGAUAGACAUUUUUAAUCUUAAUUCCCAUGAAUAAACCUUGUUUUUAAUUAUUAAUUGUGAAUUUCAAUUCUA